AUGGCCACCAACUCCAAGAGAUCACAUUACCAUGAGAGCCUCGUGGAAAAGAAGGGACCCCAGGAUCUGGGUUACAAGAAGUUCUGGGCCGGCCUCCAUGGUCUCACAAUCUAUUUCUACAAUACCAACCGGGAUAUUCAGCACGUGCAGAAGUUGGAUCUAAGAACAUUCGUGAAGCUCACAGACGAACCUCCGGGAGGGAGCAUUCGAGACUCGAGCAUCUACUUCAACCUGAUCCUCCGGCACCAGGUGAUCAAUUUCAAGGUGGAGAACCUGGAGUCUCGUGAGAUGUGGAAAGGAUUCAUCCUGACAGUGAUCGAGCUUCAGGUCCCCAGAAACCUGACCCUCCUCCCCGGGCAUCUGUACAUGAUGGCUGAGGCCCUGACCAAAGAAGAAAAGCGUCGUUCGAAAGAAAUGCCCCCGUGUUACCUGGACGUGAGUCGGCUGCAGGCGCAGCUGCUCCUCGAGCACUAUCCUGAGUGUGGGAACUUGCUUCUGCGCCCCAGUGGAAAUGGUGCGGGAGGCGUGUCAGUCACCACUAGACAGAUAAUCAACGGAUCGCCUAAGGUCCUGCACUACAAAGUGAAUCUAGGAGGCCCUAAGUACAUGAUCGACGUGGAGCCGCCUCACUACUGUUCCUCCCUGGACGAAGUGGUGAACUAUUUCGUGCAACACACCAAAAAUUCACUCUUGCCCUUCCUGCUGGAUGAGGACUAUGAGAAGGCGCUAGGCUACCCAGAGUCGAAUCAUGAGAACGGCGAGAGUGAGUGGGUGGUGUCCACGGCCACCAGAUCCCCAAACCCAGGUCCUCCAGCUACCCCGCCCAGACAAACCCCGGCCGCCGUAGACAGGCCAUCUGUACCACCUCCUCCGCCACGGAACCCACAAGCAGAGGACUACUUGAUCCCCAUUGCCGAUGACCAAGACAACAGAUACAUCGCAGAGGUCAUAACGCUGGCCCAGGUGCGACACAGGCUGUCUUCUCUGUGA
Molecule: messenger RNA, 990 nt
Organism: Sorex fumeus (smoky shrew)
Lineage: Eukaryota; Metazoa; Chordata; Mammalia; Eulipotyphla; Soricidae
Gene: STAP2
Product: signal transducing adaptor family member 2
Exons: 11
Coding region: 1-990 (329 amino acids)
Molecular function (GO): signaling adaptor activity
Source: RefSeq, a predicted model, not a curated record